Molecule: messenger RNA, 382 nt
Organism: Puntigrus tetrazona (Sumatra barb)
Lineage: Eukaryota; Metazoa; Chordata; Actinopteri; Cypriniformes; Cyprinidae
Product: rho guanine nucleotide exchange factor 7-like
Exons: 3
Coding region: 86-382 (98 amino acids)
Source: RefSeq, a predicted model, not a curated record
CUUUCUUUUUUAUUUUUAGGAUAAGCAUGAACGUUACCUUCUGCUGUUUCCUCAUGUUUUACUCAUCCUGUCUGCCAGUCCAAGGAUGAGCGGCUUCAUCUACCAGGGCAAGCUGCCUUUGAGCGGGAUGACGGUGACCCCAUUAGAAGACUGUGAAAGUCAUAAAAAUGCUUUUGAGCUCUCAGGAAGCAUGUUUGAGAGACUUCAGGUGAUCUGCUAUAACAAGCAAGAUCUGCAGGACUGGCUCGAGCAUCUGAACCGACAGACCAAGCACACCACCAUGGCGGCUCCCAGCAUGAAACCCCUCACGGUUCCCUGCCACACAGUAAGUCGCCUGUUAGAAAUCCACACGUAUACUCCUGGUUACACAGACGAGGCUUAA